Fusarium graminearum PH-1 is the source of this 402-nucleotide messenger RNA. RefSeq lists its product as uncharacterized. The transcript has a single exon. The record is from RefSeq and is a predicted model, not a curated record. Bases 1 to 402 code for a protein of 133 amino acids. NCBI's taxonomy places the organism in Eukaryota, Fungi, Ascomycota, Sordariomycetes, Hypocreales, Nectriaceae.
AUGCCUAGGUCAGAGUCACACCACAAGUUGCAUGAGUGUCUCCGAACUUCUCCGCAACCACUUUCCACUGCCUCAAAGCGGUCUGACUGCACAGGAAUAACACCGAUGAUUCAAUCAAAAGAGGACUUAUUGAUAUUCGGGGUUCCUCUUUCGUCCAUGGGAAAACUUUUCACGACCAAAAGAGGGCGCGAACUAUCCUUCUCGAACCAGGGUUGGAUCACAACAGCGGAAUCGGUCGAUGAGCGUAAAGAUAGAAGGAAACGAUGCGCAUCAGCCAUCGAAGGAAUAAAUUUAGGAUUAGACACUGCAUCGAUGCCGAGACUGACAAGCAUCACGACUCAUCACUCACAUGCUGAUGACACGGAAAUGACAGCUUGGUUCGCUCCCGUCCAGAUCAGAUAG